UGCUAUGGCCAAAUUAGAGAAGUUGUACAAGAAGAAGAAAAAUGACGUUUUUGCCAGGCAUAAAUUGGCGACGAAUAAGCAAAGAAGUGGCGAAUGCGUAACAGAAUUUUUCCAACAAUUGUCUUCGUUAGCUAAAGACUGCAACUUCGAAGCCGUAUCUGCUGAUAAGUAUAGAGAAGAAGCUAUAAGAGAUGCUUUCAUAACUGGAUUGAAAUCCGCCGAAAUUCGUCAACGGUUGUUGGAGCACGAAGUAUUAACACUUGACAAAGCUCUUCAGAUUGCAGAUUCAUUAGAGAGAGCCGAAAAGUUUGCUAACUCCUAUCAAGAAUGUACGAAUGGCCAAUUAAUGACCACAUUGUCAGAAAAAGAAGCAUCUGAAACUGUAUCAGACACAGAAGAAAGACGUGAUGACAAUUUCAAAUCUAUAGCUGUGACAUCGAGAACUUCAAACUUCGAUUUUGCUGUCAAAAGGUGUGGUUAUUGUAGAGGUGUGCAUCGCUUAAAACGUCAAAAUUGCCCAGCCAGAAAUGUGUAUUGCUUCAAGUGUGGUCGACGUGGACACUUUGCAAGAGUAUGUAGAUCUUCUAAUGAAAAUCGUGACAAAGUUGAAAACCCACAUUUAGCUGCUGUUGUACCUAGCAGUCUAAAACUAGCUCUUGUUUCUGUAAUAAUCUCUGGCAGGCAAGUUGAUGCUCUUCUCGACUCGGGCUCUUCUGAUAAUUAUAUGGCUAGCAAUUUCGCGUCUUCUCUUGGGCUUACUCUAAAAGGACCGAUGUCUAAAAUUUCACUAGCAUCAAAGAAGUCCGAAGCUCGUAUAUUGGGAUCUGUGACAGCCGAUAUUAGGGCUAAUUCCCGAACAUACAAAGAUGUCAACUUUGGCGUAAUAAAUAACUUGUGUGUGGAUGUUAUAUUGGGGCAUAACUUCAUGAGCAAGCACAGAAGAGUUAUAUUUCGGUUUGAUGGCGCUUAUGAGGAUCUAAAUGUCGAGAAAACCUGUAACCUAACUGCUGCAAAGGCUUCCAUUUGGUGUUACUAAUGGUGUAGCUGCAUUUCAGCGGUAUAUUGACUCUAUCAUUGCCAAAUACGACUUGAAGGGAACUUUGGCUUACUUGGAUAAUGUCACUAUUUAUGGUACGAACAAGGAAGAACACGAUGAACGACUGAAAGCAUUUCUCUCUGCUGCCAAAGAUUGUGAGUUAACUUUAAACCAAGAUAAAUCCUUUUAUUCUGCUACUGAACUAUCACUGUUGGGUCAUCUAGUAUCACAUAACACUAUUAAACCGGAUCCUCAGCAUUUCAAACCGUUGCUCGACAUGAAGCCUCCUCGUGAUUCUAAGAGUUUAAAGCGUUGCCUUGGAAUGUUUGCUUACUAUUCCAAAUGGAUUCCUAAAUUUUCUGAUAAAAUAAUUCCCUUGACUAGA
Styela clava is the source of this 1421-nucleotide messenger RNA. Lineage: Eukaryota; Metazoa; Chordata; Ascidiacea; Stolidobranchia; Styelidae. The record is from RefSeq and is a predicted model, not a curated record.